UAUUCAGCUCUCAGAUUAUGUACAAAUCUCAAUUUUGAAAAAUUUACUCUUAAAACUGAUUUUGUGGUCCAGGGUCACAUAUCAUGAUUCUAUGAAAAUCUCUUAUCUCAAGUAGCUUUGCACAGAAGAGCGGAAGUAUUCUUUGUGGCGUUUGAUUCUGUACGGACUUCUUAUUGAAUGAACGAAACAACUUCCGGCUUCUAAACAGCUCAAGCAGCGGAAAUCAUUAAACUCAGCGGAACUAAUCUGCGCAGCAUUCUCAGUUCUGUUUUUUUUUUUUUUUAACGACAUCUAACGUCUUAAAUUUAGAAGUUAUUUGGUGUGAAACCGUGUGAAAUUCAGUUUGAGCUUCCUGAUUAUGGUGUAAACGGAGCAGUUCAGUGACCCUGACAGCUGCAGGUGUGUGUGAGAGUGUGUAUGUUGGUAUGCUGACGUUAGCCAGUAAGCUGAAGAGGGAGGAGGGUGUGAGGGCUGGCCGGACCCCUGCAGGCUCCAACGAUGCCUCUCAUAGAGUGUCCAUCAGAGACCGACUGCUCAUCAAAGAUGUUUCAGAACUUGAGGCUAACCUUCCAAAUACCUGUAAAUUAACGUUUCCUGAUGAAAACAAACUCUGUCACUUCCAGUUGGCCAUUUCACCAGAUGAAGGCUAUUACCUUGGUGGAAAGUUUCAGUUUGAGAUUGAAGUUCCCGAAGCCUAUAAUAUGGUGCCUCCUAGAGUCAAGUGCUUGACUCGGAUAUGGCAUCCAAACAUUGCAGAAACUGGGGAGAUCUGUCUGAGUCUAUUGCGAGAGCAUUCAAUUGAUGGUACUGGAUGGGCACCCACUCGUACUCUAAAGGAUGUAGUGUGGGGACUGAAUUCACUCUUCACUGAUCUUCUUAACUUUGAUGACCCACUGAAUAUAGAUGCAGCGGAACAUCAUUUACGGGACAAGGAGGAUUUUAGGAACAAAGUUCAGGACUUCAUCAGAAACUAUGCAAGAUGAUGUCUCUGUUGAGCCACACUCACAUGCAUGUGACUUUGCAGAUGUACAUCAAUCCAGACUGCAACAGAGACAAAAUCUCAAACUAUUAAAACAUUCUUGGGGACAGAAGAAAGUAAAAAUGCAUAUUGAAUGACCCUGCAAGUCCCUGAUCAAGAUUUGGGAGGGGGGUGUGGGCCUUACUUUCCAUUUUCGAUAGCUUUUUUUAUUUGUUUUUUGAAGCGGACAAUCAUGCAGCUACUUCAUCAAGUUUGCUUUUACCCCCACCCACAAAAAAAGAAGAAAAAAAGAAAAGAAAAAGUACAAAGACGGUGAUCGUGAAAAUGAGGACGUAUAACCUCGCUGAUGUCACCUCCUAUGCUAGUGCCUCUGUUUUUGCCACUUAUAACUGGACACACGUUGUAAGCCGACUUCUGCGGCCUGCUUCUUCUCAAAACUUGACUACCUACAAACACUGAGAUUGAUUUGUUUAUAAGUGAUGUCAUAGAAAUCCCAAAGUUCCAUUGGUUCAUUCGCUCUGGGGGAGGAGUCAACCGAUGAGGAAUCACAAAAAUAUAUAGCACUGAUGUCCCAUGGAAUACAUUGGUGGGUUUCCGAGCGGAUUCUGUAAAGCUGUUUCAUGUAACUCGGCACCUCUCCAUGUAAAAUCACUGCACUUAUCGGACUACUCAGUAUCACGUGUACAUGCGCAGAUAUCAAAAUGUCUGUGGGUGCCUCUGAAUGAGUCAUGAAACCGUUUCAGUUCAAAUAUGUGAGGUGUUCACAGGUGAAUCUCGUGAUUGUCCGGGUCACAUUUCUAUGAAAGCCAGUUUACACAAUGAAAUAAAAGUAAAACAUUUAAUUGUGACCUUUUAUCUAACAAUUCUGACUUGAUAUGCAGAAAAAGAUGAACCCAGAAUUGCAAGAAAGUCAGAAUUCUGAAUUACUUUUGGAAUUUGGACUUUUCCUCCCAAAUUCUGUUUACAUCGCACAACUCUCAACAACUUUUUUUUUUUUGGCCAUGGAAAUAAAGAAUAAACAAAGGUAAUUAAAAAUGAGUUUUUAUCUCAUAAUUUGGAUUUUUAUUCUUUGAAUAAACAAUUCUAAGAAUAAAAGUCUGAAUUACGAGGUUAAAGACUUAAGAACAUAACUGUAAGAAACUCAGAAUUGUGAGAAAAAAGUUAGAAUUGUAAGAUAAAAAGGUCACAAUGUCCUUAUUAUUAUAUGGCAGAAAGGAGCUUUACUACUAUUUACCCACAAAUCACAUGGUAAAAACAAGAAACUCUAUUUUGAAUGUAAUGAAGAUGUGCUGAUAAAGAUUUUGAGCUAAUAAAUUAAGCAUGUUUUCCCCACAUUUAAACAAUAUAUAAUUUUUCCUGCCUUGGGGCAGUGAGUUUUUUUUUUUUUUUUUUUUGUCAAAAGUUAAUUAUCAUCAAAUAAUACAAAAAAAGCUAAAUAUUAUUUAGUACUUCUAAUGUUUGUGUGAAAUCUGACCCAAACAUGUUCAGGACGAGUUUGUGAGAUUCAUUUUCAUCAGUGUAUACACGCUGUUCAGCUUUACUGAUGUAUGCAUGUAUACAAGAAUACCUGGAUGCAUGUACUGUGUUUGUGUGUGUGUGUGUGUGUGUGUGUGUGUGUGUGUGUGUGUGUGUGUGUGUGUUUGAGCGGGAGAGACAGUGUUUUUAAUUCAUGUCUGAUUGGUAGCAUGCACUGGGCUACUGAACUGCUCAGCCAUAAAGCCUGUUUAAUUAGGAAGGAUUUACUUUAUUUAAAUUGAUUUCUUUUUCUCCUUAGAGGUGUAUAUCCAUUUGUAAAGUAUAUUAAAGAAGAAUUCUACCACUAA
Carassius auratus (goldfish) is the source of this 2802-nucleotide messenger RNA. It is a transcript of the gene ube2f, whose product is annotated as ubiquitin-conjugating enzyme E2F (putative). Bases 426 to 983 code for a protein of 185 amino acids. Lineage: Eukaryota; Metazoa; Chordata; Actinopteri; Cypriniformes; Cyprinidae. The record is from RefSeq and is a predicted model, not a curated record. The transcript has 10 exons.